This is a messenger RNA of Synchiropus splendidus (mandarinfish), 2992 nucleotides long. RefSeq names its product high affinity cationic amino acid transporter 1-like. Gene Ontology annotation, biological process: transmembrane transport; amino acid transport. NCBI's taxonomy places the organism in Eukaryota, Metazoa, Chordata, Actinopteri, Syngnathiformes, Callionymidae. The record is from RefSeq and is a predicted model, not a curated record. Gene Ontology annotation, cellular component: plasma membrane. Bases 297 to 2210 code for a protein of 637 amino acids. Gene Ontology annotation, molecular function: amino acid transmembrane transporter activity. The transcript is spliced from 12 exons.
AUUGAUGAGUCAGCAACAGCGCGUCCCGAGCCCGACACCGGAGGGGGGUGUUUCUGGCUCUGGUCCCAGCUGCUGCGAGGAACUCCAGACCCCUCAGGGCCAUGUGAGGUGCCGCUGGUCUAUUUGUGCGGCAGACACCUGAAUGGUUUGCCACGGUGGGAGGCGUGUCGGUCACAUGUCACAUCACCACUCCGGAGUGUUCCGCGCUGGUCACUGGAGACUGAGAGGCUGAACUUGAAGAGUCGCUGUUUCCCUGGGGGUCCGGAACUAACUGACCUGCUCUCGUCUGCCCUGUGAUGUUUCUGACCACGUUAAAAGAUAUCGGGCGCCAGCUUCUGCGAGUCAAGGUCGUCGACUGCAACGCCGACGAUUCCCGCCUCUCUCGAUGCCUCAACACCUUCGACCUGGUUGCGCUCGGCGUCGGAAGCACUCUGGGUGCCGGCGUCUAUGUGCUGGCCGGCGCUGUUGCCAGGGAAGAUUCCGGGCCAGCGAUCGUCCUGUCUUUCCUCAUCGCCGCCUUCGCUUCAGUGCUAGCUGGGCUCUGCUACGCUGAGUUUGGCGCCCGAGUCCCUAAAACAGGAUCCGCCUACCUCUAUAGUUACGUAACGGUGGGGGAGCUCUGGGCCUUCAUCACCGGCUGGAACCUCAUCCUGUCCUACAUCAUCGGGACCUCCAGUGUGGCCAGAGCUUGGAGCGCCACCUUUGAUGAGGUGAUCGGACGACAGAUUGAAGCGUUUUGCCGUCAGCACAUGUCCAUGAACGCCCCGGGUGUCCUGGCUGAGUACCCAGACAUCUUCGCAGUUUUCAUCAUCAUCCUCCUGACAGGACUGUUGGCCUUCGGGGUGAAGGAGUCCGCCCUGGUCACUAAAGUGUUCACCUGCAUCAACGUCCUGGUGCUGCUGUCCGUCAUGGUCUCCGGCUUCAUCAAAGGAGACCUGAAGAACUGGAACCUGAACCCAGAUGAGGUCCUGAACGCCACCUGGAACUCCACUCUCAACUUCACUGAGACGCUGGUGUCCCAGGAAAGUUUGGGGAAGGGUGGAUUCCUGCCGUUCGGCUGGACUGGAGUUCUCUCUGGUGCCGCCACUUGUUUCUACGCCUUCAUUGGGUUCGACUGCAUCGCGACGACAGGUGAGGAGGUGAAGAACCCACAGAGAGCCAUCCCUGUUGGGAUCGUGGCGUCGCUCCUCAUCUGCUUUGUGGCGUAUUUUGGCGUGUCGGCCGCCCUCACGGUCAUGAUGCCGUACUACAUGCUGGACAAAAGCAGCCCUCUGCCUGUGGCCUUCAAGUACGUGGGCUGGGAUGGCGUCACGUACGGGGUCGCCUUCGGAUCCUUGUGUGCCCUCUCCACCAGCCUUCUGGGGACCAUGCUGCCGACGCCCAGAAUCAUCUGGGCCAUGGCAGUCGACGGGCUGCUCUUCAAGUGUCUGGCUAAAGUCCACUCACGCACCAAAACCCCUCUAACUGCAACAGUAAUAUCUGGUGUUGUGGCAGCUGUCAUGGCCUUCCUGUUUGACCUGAAGGACCUGGUGGACCUCAUGUCCAUCGGGACUCUGCUGGCCUACACGCUGGUGGCUGCAUGUGUGCUCAUCCUCAGGUACCAGCCGGCGCAGCCCAGCCAGGCCUACCAGAUGGCCAACACUCAGGAGGAAGCCGAGGCCCUGGACCGCGCGGACAUCCUGCCACACGCGGACCAUCACUUCACAGUGAGCAACCUGCUCUCCCCUGCCAACACGGAGCCGACGCCUCUGUCCGGGUUCACUGUCAAUAUUUGCACCAGCCUGCUGGGCGUGCUGAUGUGCUGCUUCAGUGUGGUGGCGGUCCAGGGGGGCCUGCGUACCUGGUCCCUCGCUGUCCUUGGGGUGGUCAUGGCGAUCUGCAUGGUCACCACUUUGGUGGUGUGGAGACAGCCGCAGUGCAAAGCCAAACUGGCCUUCAAGGUUCCCUUGCUGCCGUUCAUCCCUCUCGUCAGCAUGUUCAUCAACAUCUACCUGAUGAUGCAGCUGGACCGAGGAACUUGGAUGCGCUUCGCCAUCUGGAUGGCUCUCGGCUUCUUGAUCUACUUUGGCUACGGCAUCCGUAACAGCGCGGAGGCGGCGAUGAGCCGACCCAGCUCGCCGGCCUGCACCAUCAGAGGCGAGCCCAUGGCCGCAGACAAGCAGGCCUUCAUCCACAUCCCCAAAUCCAGCAGGGAGGAGGACGAGAUCUGAAGACGCCGCAGGUUCCACUGCCUGCCUUCUACGCUGGCUCCAUGGUGGUUUAGUCAUGAUGUCAUCAUAAAAACAUCUUAGCUAAAGAGUGCAUCAAAAACAGCUUGAGGUCGAUUUUCCAAAUCAGAAAACCAUCCCCUUGAAGCAGCAAACAUCGCACUCUCGUGACAUCUGCCUCAUGAAAGUCAACGUUUAGAGCAGUUUGAGCUUGACCUCGUCCUAUCAGGGGUCACCAGAGCAAGACCUCCACCUGAUACAGUGAUGAGGGCAGCUGGUCAUAAUCUUAUUGCUGCUGUUUCAGGGUUGAGUCUUGAGCGUUUGUUUUCACUGAGGGACUAAAAUCUUUGUAAAUAAUGUACAGGCAGAUCCUUCAACAAAACAUGUCAUUUCUAUCCAGCCAAAGCCGACUUGGAUUUCUAUGGAUUGAUGCCCCAGUUCAGUCUGAACUACACAACCAAAUGUUGAAAUAAAUUGGACUUAAAUCACCUGCUGCGGUGAUAUAAAUGUGUACAUAUAUAAGUAUUAAAAAUUGCAGUAUUUUAAAUGUUAUUUCUAGUUUUCUGUAAAUAUUAUUCACUCUGUAUUUUUGAGUCAAUUUUGCUGUUUUACUUGAAUGUGCUUGAACACACUGAUGAAAACAACAGUCGAAUACCACGCCACCAGGUUUAUUUUAGAAGAAAAUGUGCUUAUUUAGCUCCAGUGUGUUUAGGAUUUUGUUUCUGCAGUGCUUCGUUUGUAUCUCUGUUGUUCACUAAUUGUAAAUAAACCCUUGUAUAAGCUUU